Papaver somniferum (opium poppy) is the source of this 525-nucleotide messenger RNA. RefSeq lists its product as uncharacterized. The record is from RefSeq and is a predicted model, not a curated record. Lineage: Eukaryota; Viridiplantae; Streptophyta; Magnoliopsida; Ranunculales; Papaveraceae. Bases 1 to 525 code for a protein of 174 amino acids. The transcript has a single exon.
AUGGAAUCUUUUGGUAACAUUGAUACAAAUAUAAAACAGCUUCACUCUAAACUUGAUAGUCUUCAUCAGGCAGCCAGUCAUCAAGACAAUACAAGCAAUAUUUUGGAGGUGGAAGCUGAAAUUCACAAAUGGGAAGAAGUAAAGAAAGAAUUCUGGCAACAAAAGAAUAAGGAUAAUUUCUUCAGAGAAGUAGACAACAACACAAAGUUACAUCAUGCAACUGCAAACAGAAGAAGAUCAAGAAAUAGGAUAGAUGCACUGUUGGACAAGAAUGGAGCUUGGUGUUCGGAUAAAAAUUCUUUAUCAUCUCUGUUUACAGAGCAUUUUCAGGAAAUUAGCACUUCUUCAAAUCCAGAGUUGAAUGAGGACUUUCUUAAGCAUGUUAAACAUGUUAUCAAUUCCCAGGAUAGUGACAGACUAACAACGAUUCCAUCUGAGACAGAAAUUAUUGAUACACUUAAAAGUAUGGAUCCAUGGAAAGCCCCUGGACCGGAUGGCUUUCCUCCGGGUUUCUACUUAAUAUAG